AAUUGACAGUGCUGCGCGUGCCGUUGUAGCGGUAGGUUGAAUUUCGUAUGCUCGGUUAUAUCAAAAUGGCGUUCAAUGGAGACGGACCGCUGAAUAAACGACAGAGAACGGAUGUGGACUCAUCUAAUAACAGAGUUCAUACCAGUAAUUAUGCAACAGAAGAACCUCGUAGGAAACGACAAGAAGAAUCUAAGCCAAAUCAUGUGUUACUAUUUACUAUCAUCAAUCCAAUGUAUCCCAUUACUGUGGAUGUUCUUCACACUAUUUGCCAAUCCAGUGGGCAAGUUUUGCGAAUCGUCAUAUUCAAAAAGAACGGCGUCCAAGCUAUGGUGGAGUUUGACAGUGUGGAAGCAGCAAUUCGAGCGAAAGACACACUAAAUGGGGCCGACAUAUACUCCGGGUGCUGUACAUUGAAGAUAGACUUCGCUAAGCCGGAGAAGCUGAAUGUCCACAAGAACGACUCGGAAAGUUGGGAUUACACCGUUUCAAUGAUCAAAGAGAACACCAACAACGGUCGACCUCAACCACUCCUGCAAGAACCACAUUACGGAUCCAGACCACAACCCUACAGACUGUUUUCAUUAGAAUUGAAAACGAAUAAAGAAAAGAUAGCCGAUCAAAUGUAUCCGUAUUCGGGUGAGCAACGUUACGAAGAAAUAAUUCCGGGACCGGGCUAUGGGGAGCCAUUUGGAGCGGAUGGCUACCGAAAAGGGGCGCCUCCGGUGACGACGGAAUACCGAGACCAGCGAAGCACACCGUUUCAGCAACCUGGAGCCGUUCUCAUGGUCUACGGUUUGGACCCGUUGCGUACAAACGCUGACAAACUCUUCAAUCUGAUGUGUCUCUACGGAAACGUGGCCCGGAUAAAAUUUCUGAAAUCGAAAGAAGGAACAGCGAUGGUCCAGAUGGGUGAUGGAGUGGCUGUGGAAAGGUGUGUACAAAAUUUGAAUAACGUGAACGUUGGCCUAACGGGAGCCGCACCACUGACACACAACUCCAAUUCCAACACGAACGACAUCACCGAACAUAAACUGCAACUCGCAUUCAGUAAGCAGCCAUUUUUGAGCGAAGUUACCAAUCCGUACCCACUUCCGGAUAAGUCGCCCUCGUACAAAGAGUACAUCACGAACAAGAACAACAGGUUCAUGAAUCCUGCGAUGGCCAGCAAAAAUCGUAUUCAACCGCCCAGCAAGAUUUUGCACUUCUUCAAUACACCACCACAGGUAACAGAAGAGGAACUGAUCCGAGUGUUCAAAGAUUACGACGUCGUUCCACCGAAGGCUGUAAAAUUGUUUCCUAUGAAAUCGGAACGAUCGAGUUCCGGUCUAUUAGAAUUUGAGAAUACCACGGAAGCAGUCGCAGCUGUGAUGGCCUGCAAUCACGCGGCGAUCGAGAGUCCCGGUACAAAAUUUCCCUUUAUAAUGAAACUGUGCUUCUCCUCGUCGCGUAAUAUGACGAUACGCAACGGAGACAACAACAGUAAUGGUACGGGAGAGAGGCGUAUGGAACAAGAUCAGUAAAAAAAUUAAAACAAAUCGUCUCUCCAGUAACAUUAAACAUAAUCCCAAAAUUCCCCAUACAUAUCCCACUAUCCACACCUAUAUUUAUUAUUACCUUGAAAGAAAAAAAAAAGGAAAAGUUUUGCAAGUGGACGUAUCAUACUUGUAUAUGCCCCCGAUAAUGAUAUCGAUUAACUAAUUGACCCGUGAUUGUUUUCGUUUUGUUAGUGUUAAGAUAUUUUAGUUAUUAUUACUUAAGUUAUUACCCGCCCUUCCGCGACCAGAGUUUUUGUACAUUUUUGAAAAAGAUCGAAUUUUUCCAGUGUUUGUUAUAUUAUUUGUUUGAUAAAAAAAAGAAAUGAAAGGGAAAACGACUUCCGCAAAGAUGAUUGUCUAUAAACGAAUUUCUCCAAAAAUAAAAUCGAAAAAAAAUUGUUUAAAUAAAAUUUAAAAAUCGUCAGUUUCGUUGGAACAUUAGCGUAGACAAAGAGGAGCACGAUGCGAUUCAAAUUGAUUAGGUAUUUUUAUAAUAUAAAUUUUAACGUAAGAAUUUCUAAUUUCUCUCUCCAUAUUUAACGUACACAAAUUACAUGUACAUCUUUUUAAAAAUUAACUUACUAGGUACAUAUCACCAAGUAUAACGUAAAAAAUCUUACACAAGAAUUAAAAAGAAAAAGAAACGAUGCGUAAGACAUUAUUUUCUUCAGUAUAAAUUAUAAUAGUGCAAUUUUAAGACGUUUUAUUAUAGCAACGAGUAGCGCUAAGUUUUAAGCUCUAGUUUAUACUUUGUUUAGAUUUUUUUAGGGAGAGUUUAGCGAUGUCCGUCUCUGCAUGUGUUUCCUGAAACAAAAUCAUCAUAAACACACACACAUUGGCAGAUUACACGGGCACUUCUUAGAGACAAAAGGCACUUUAUAUACACUCUCCCACCUACACAUAUCACACUCAAAACACACGACAUGUUCAUUGAGUUCCCAAACACGUAAGAAAAAAGACAUUAAUUUAUUAUUCUAGGUAAUUAUUGUUUUAAAUUAAUAUCAAUUAUUUUAACAUCAAAGUUUUAUGUUAAGUAUUUCAUAUCAUUUGAUUUACUUUAUUUUAUUAUUUUAAUCUCAAUCUAUGACAAAAGGAUUGUUUGUUUUAAAGACUUUCUUUUAAGUACCUGAUGACAUCUUUUUAUUUCAUUAGUUAAUUGUCGUGGGUGUUAUUAUUUAUUUAUUUUUUUUUUUUUUAAACAAAGUUUUUCGACAAAAUUUAUUAGAUAAUAGUAUAAUUUAUUGUAAUUCAUUUUUCUGAAAUACAUACAUAUUUCGCCAAAAUACAA
This is a messenger RNA of Onthophagus taurus, 2823 nucleotides long. NCBI's taxonomy places the organism in Eukaryota, Metazoa, Arthropoda, Insecta, Coleoptera, Scarabaeidae. The record is from RefSeq and is a predicted model, not a curated record.